Molecule: messenger RNA, 1600 nt
Organism: Bursaphelenchus okinawaensis
Lineage: Eukaryota; Metazoa; Nematoda; Chromadorea; Rhabditida; Aphelenchoididae
Source: the annotation of a GenBank genome assembly
AUGAUUGAAAGUGUAAAAAACGAGAGGGUUUUGCAGUCGGUCGGUGCUCUUUUGCGACAGAAGCAAGGUGUCAGAUGGUAUGCGCUGUAAAUUUUUCAAAAUCGUCAUAAAUUGCGACUUUUAUAGCUUGAUUUGUCAUAAGUGCACUUUAUAGAUACUUGCACUUUUAACGUAAAAAAUUUUAUUAGAAGGUGAAAAUGGUAAUUACUUUCUUUGCAAAAAAUAAAAUGGCAAGAACUUUCUUUACAAAGUUGAAAAUGGCGAGAACUUUUUUUCCAACAUAAAAAUACUUAAAAUCCAAAACAAAAAUUUUUAAAAAAGAUAAAAAAUUAAUUUUAAUUUGAAAAAUAUAUUAAAAAAUCCAUUUUAUAAUUUCUGUUACUUUAUAACCGGCCGUAUGAGUCCAAAUAAUACUGAUUUUACUACGGACCUACUUCAAAUAGAUUUCUGGGAUAGCUGGUUUACCAAAGAUGGAUUAAGAUCGUAUACGUACGUUUACUAACAUCGUAAAGUUGCAGAAACUUUCUGUACAAAACAUAAAACGGCAAGAACUUUUUUUUGCAAACUAUAAACUGGCAAGAACUUUCUUUACAAAAUUAAAAAUGGCAAAAAGUUUCUUUACAAAGGUUGACAUGGCAAGAACUUUUUUUACAAAAUUGAAAAUGGCAAAAACUUUCUUUACAAAGCAAAAAUGGCAAGGACUUUCUUUACAACACGAAACCUUCAUUUUUCAGAAUUUUCCUGUUGAUUGCAAUAGUGUUAAGCCUAGUAAGCUCUGUUGGUAUUUCGUUCGUCUCCUUUCAUUUCAACCGAUACGUAGCCAGUCAUCCUCAGAAUAUUAUCAUAAAGUUUGUCGAAGUUGAGUGUUGGAAGAAGCCGGAUAAAGGAAAACCGUUCGAUUUUUUAAAUUAUUUGUCAUCAUUGACCGCUGAAGAAAAGGAGAAGAGGAGUGGACAGAAAGUCGUGGGUUUCACUGCUUUUUCAUUUUAAUGGCAGAAGCUUUCUUUACAAGUAUAAAGACGGCAGAAACUUUCUUUAUACAAAAACGGCAAGAAGUUUUUUGAUAAAAUUAGUAGAUUUUCGUCUAACUUGGCACCUGCAAGCUGCACAAGGCUAAAUUUGAUUAUUUUGUAUAGGAAUGGCAAAAACUUUCUUUACAAAACAUAAAAUGGCAAGAACUUUCUUUACAAAACAAAAAAUGGCAUGAACUUUUUUUACAAAUUAUAAAAUGACAUGAACUUUCUUUACAAAGCAUGAAAUGACAAGAACUUUCUUUACAAAUUAUAAAAUUGCAAAAACUUUCUUCACAAAACAAAAGAUUGCAAGAACUUUCUUUUCGAAACACAAUAUGGCAAGAACUUUCUUUACAGCAAGUUUUCAUUUCCAGAAAGUGGAGAUGUGCAUGUAUCAUGAUGAAAAAGUGAUAGAACGGAAGCACAAAAAGUACAUUAAAAGGGCCAUGAAGGACAGUAAGAAGAAGAUGAAGGAGGCGGAAGAAGAGAAACGACUCACAAAAGCCAUGCAACGAGAAGAGCGAGAGGAACAAAAGCUGAUCAAUGACCUGAUCGUGUCCAAUGAAAGUCAUUCUAGUGAACGAUAA